GUCUAUGGCUGUCAGUUAUCGUAUAGUCAAGUGUCCAUCCAGAACAACCAGCCACUGCAAGUGCGGCAAUAAAUGUAUACCGAUAGGUGAGCUGCAUGCUGAUUCACAAUGAAUAAUAGACGUAGAUUUCAGAACGUGUUUUACAAACUCAAUCGACAUCGUGUUCUCUACCCGCUGUGGCUCUUCUUUUUGUUCAACGUCUUCACUCUGAAACAGCUGACAAUCGAUGAAACGGAAAAUGUUGAAGUUAAAGAAUUGGAUAUUGUUAAGUACAUUGAGCAUCAAUCAUCGGCUAGUUUUCAGGAAUCUGAAAAAGUGAAAACAAUUCUCAUGUGGAAUCCGUGGUACGGCGACUUUGGUUUCACGUUGGACGACGACUCUUCUUUCAGCCGUAUGGGUUGCAAGGUCACAAAUUGCGUCCUGUCGAAAAACAAAAACAAAGUGAUUCCUGAACAAGCGGAUGCCAUCGUGUUCCUCUACACCAACUUGUGCGAACUACCGAAAAUUCACGGCCGCCAAGGAUUUCAGCGAUUCGUUUUGCUCACCGACGAUCCCCCCAUGUGCUACCCUCGCAAUUACUUUGAGCGUGACAACCAUUUCGGGAGUUUCUUCAACUGGACAAUCUCUUACCGGGAGAAUGCCGACAUCACCUGGAAGAGGGGCUGGAUCGAGAAGCUGCUGGACCAGCCGUUGAAAAUAAGACAUUCGUUUCCCCAAAUUGGAAUGCGAGAAAAUUGGAAAAAGAAGAAGCUAGUCGGCUGGUACGUGGCUCGCUGUGGAUCCAAGAGCAAACGGGAAGGAUACAUCAACGAGUUGAGAGAGUACAUUGAGGUAGAUAGCUACGGACCCUGUGGCACUAAAAUUUGUCCGGAAACGAACGGAACACCCACUGCGGCUAUUCUGCCAUGUCUGGACAUGCUGGCCGAGAAUUACAAAUUUGUUCUGGCAUUCGAACGUUUCAUUUGUGACGACUUUGUCACGAAAAGAUUUUUCGAUCUGCUCAGUCGUGAUACUGUGCCUAUCGUUUUCGGGGGAGCUGAUUAUAAACUGAUUGCACCACCACAUUCGUUCAUUGAUGCUUUGUCGUUCAACCCGAAAGAGUUAGCUGAUCACUUACUGAAACUUGAAAAAGAUGAAAAACAUUAUUUCCGUCAUUUUUGGUGGAAAGACGUUUACAAGGUGCAUUCGGGAUAUGGAGAAUUGGCUUCUCGACCGUUUUGUGAUUUGUGCGAGAAACUGAAUAGCAACCUUCCUCGCAAAAUUUAUCGAAAUCUUGACGAUUGGUGGUACAACAACACCAAAUGCAGCGCUCCAGAAGACCGUGGCAUUGUGAUCCGGCAUAAUGGAACUGUCGAUGACCUGCACAGCAUUCAAAUUCCCUGGUCUUUUGAUGAUUAGAUUCGUGCUCUCCUAUGAUUUAAUUUUAUUAUCGUGUACUAAUCGUAAUUCUUAUUA
Molecule: messenger RNA, 1455 nt
Organism: Daphnia pulicaria
Lineage: Eukaryota; Metazoa; Arthropoda; Branchiopoda; Diplostraca; Daphniidae
Product: alpha-(1,3)-fucosyltransferase C-like
Exons: 7
Coding region: 109-1398 (429 amino acids)
Cellular component (GO): membrane
Molecular function (GO): alpha-(1->3)-fucosyltransferase activity
Source: RefSeq, a predicted model, not a curated record